GCGCUGCGCGGCCGCGAGCGGCAUGGGGGCCGUGCUGCGCUCCGCGCGGCCGCUGCAGCUCACGCUGGCGAUGCUGAAGCCCGACGCCGUGGCCCACCCGCUGGUGCUCGAGGCCGUGCACGAGACCAUCCUGAAUAACAAAUUCCUCAUCGUGCGGACCAAGGAGCUGAUGUGGAGAAGGGAAGAUAGCCAGCGAUUUUACCAGGAGCACUCAGGGCGAUUUUUCUAUCAGAGGCUGGUGGAGUUCAUGGCCAGUGGCCCAAUGCGGGCUUAUAUCCUAGCCCAUGAAGAUGCUGUUGCAUGCUGGAGGUCUCUCAUGGGACCCACCAAAGUGUACCGAGCCCGAAACACAGCUCCAGACUCCAUCCGAGGAGCCUAUGGCCUCACUGACACGAGAAACACCACACAUGGCUCAGACUCGGUGGCAUCGGCCCGUAGAGAAAUUGCCUUCUUCUUCCCAGAGUUCAGUGAGAGUCUCUGGUACCAGCAGGACGAGCCACGUCUGCGCUGCGGCCUGGCACAGUACGACGCAGGGCAGCGUGUUCACAGCCUACCCAAGGCUGGCAGGACAGAGUCAUCCUAGAGCAGAGGAGGAGACUUACCAUUGACUAACCCCCUUGGAGAUGGGGAGGGCAUUGCCUUCCACGCAGGAAGUGCUGGUAGCAGCACCAGCUAGACUAUCCCUGUAACAAGGACAGGGAGCUAUGUAAUGUCUGUUACAGUGGGCGAAUACCAGCUGCAAUACACAUUACACCACGCUCCGGGGGAGUGUCGCACUUACCUCUGGCUGCACUUGUAGCACCUAGAUAGCAUGGAUGCUACAGACAAACCUCAGAUACCAGCAGGAAUCCAUUGAACUCCAGCAUGGCAGAGGAACCCCAGCCUGCAAUUCACCAGCACGGAGAGUGUGCUCGCACAUAACCUGGGUGCAGGGGGCUGCCCGCACAGGGCUGUGUGCAGGGGUGAGAGCACAGAUCUCGGUGAUGAGGAUGAGUGUGGAAUAUCUCUGUGAAGUGCAAAGACGAUCCCACUGCCUUGCCCACAUGCACUCUGGCUGUUCAUUACCAGUGACAGUAAUCUUCCUUGCUUAUCUAGUGCUUUCGUCUGUAAAGCAUUUCUCCAACACAGCCAUGGUGUGCUGCAGUAAUAAAGCUUUCUUUGCUGCA
Molecule: messenger RNA, 1166 nt
Organism: Emys orbicularis (European pond turtle)
Lineage: Eukaryota; Metazoa; Chordata; Testudines; Emydidae
Gene: NME6
Product: NME/NM23 nucleoside diphosphate kinase 6
Exons: 5
Coding region: 23-583 (186 amino acids)
Biological process (GO): GTP biosynthetic process; CTP biosynthetic process; UTP biosynthetic process
Cellular component (GO): mitochondrion
Molecular function (GO): nucleoside diphosphate kinase activity
Source: RefSeq, a predicted model, not a curated record